Messenger RNA from Melospiza melodia melodia, 3705 nucleotides. RefSeq names its product HGF activator (gene HGFAC). Lineage: Eukaryota; Metazoa; Chordata; Aves; Passeriformes; Passerellidae. Gene Ontology annotation, biological process: blood coagulation; zymogen activation. The transcript has 15 exons. Bases 334 to 2208 code for a protein of 624 amino acids. Gene Ontology annotation, cellular component: rough endoplasmic reticulum; extracellular region. Gene Ontology annotation, molecular function: serine-type endopeptidase activity. The record is from RefSeq and is a predicted model, not a curated record.
AGCUCUAGUUAUAAGUUACAUUGGAUCAGCCUCUCUGGAGCUGCCCUUCAGGUGAUGACACCAGGGACCAUCUCCAAGGGUCAGGCACUUUGUAAACUCUUCACUCCUGGUGUUUUAGGGAGAGUUUCUCCCUCUGGGGCAUUCCCUUCUACUCCCAAAGACAUUAAUGAUUAACAAUGAUAACAGCUCUGCUUACUUAGAAAACUAAAAUACUUUAAAGUCAAGAAAAUCACAGUCCCUUGUGAAAGCUUGUUCCUGAUUCACCCUCCUGCUUCAGCCCAGCCCUGGAAGUUUUCCUCUGCCAGGCAAAACCUGCAUGAGAGGAGAGCAAGGAUGAGAGUCUGUGCUCCUCUCACUGUUGUCUUGGCUCUGAGUCUGAGCAGUGACUGUACAAGGAUGCACGACACAGCUGGGGCAGGAAGAGGCUCAAGGCAUGGGUUCCCUCGCCCACAAGUGUUUACAGAGGAUGGACAUUUAUGCAAAUUUCCUUUCCGGUUUGGUGGAAGGUUUUAUCACACGUGUUUAUCAAAUUCAUUUUCCAGAAAGAAAUGGUGUUCAACAACACAUAACUUUGACCGGGACAGGAGGUGGGGACACUGUGAUUUGCUGCCCGGAGACCACCUGCCCAGGGACCACCUGCCCAGGGACCACCCCAGAGAGAACCACCCCAGGGACCACCUGCCCAGAGAGCACCCCAGACAGCACCCCAGACAGCACCUGCCCAGAGAGCACUCAGUGGCCUCUCCAGAUCACUGCGCAGACAACCCCUGCCAAAAUGGAGGGACCUGUUCUCUCACUCACAGCCACAGGAUGUACCACUGUACCUGUCCCGAGGAAUUCACAGGCGAGGACUGUCAGCUGAAGAAAUGUUUUGACAACAGCCUCUAUGAAUUCUUUGAUGUGGAAGUGAGCUGGUCGAGAGUCCAAGGAGGAGCAGUGGAGCAGUGCACGUGUGUGCAUGGCCAGAUGCAGUGUGAGCGCGUGGAACACAUGAGUUGUGUUGAUAAUCCUUGCAUGAAUGGUGGAGAGUGUAAGAUGGUUGUCUCCACUGGGAAAACAGUAUGUGAUUGCAAAGAAAAUUAUGCAGGAAUGUAUUGCAAUAUUGUCCCGAGCCAACGGUGCUACAUCGGCAACGGCACGGAUUACAGAGGGACAGCCAACACAACCAUCUCUGGACACAGCUGCUUGCCUUGGAAUUCUGACCUGUUUUACCAAGAGCUUCAUGUUGACACCAUUGGGAAAGCAGUGGAGCUUGGCCUGGGACCCUUCCCUUACUGCAGAAAUCCAGAUGAUGAUGAUAAGCCCUGGUGUUACAUCAUGAAGGACAGCAGUUUGUCUUGGGAGUAUUGUGACAUUCCAAGUUGUGCAAGCAGGGAAAGGAGGCCACUAGUUCCAGCCACAGUAGAUAGUUCUGCAAUCACCAAAAGACCAUGUGGAAGAAGACAUAAAAAAAGAAGUUUUGUGAGACCUAGGAUUGUUGGGGGAUCCUCAUCUCUGCCUGGAUCUCACCCCUGGACAGCAGCUAUAUAUAUUGGAGAGAGUUUCUGUGGUGGCAGCCUGGUUCAGACCUGCUGGGUUGUGUCAGCAGCACACUGCUUUGCUCACAGUCCACUAAAAUCUACCAUUCGAGUAGUUCUGGGUCAACAAAUAUUUAAUAAAACAACUGAUGUAACACAGACAUUUGAGAUAGAGAAAUACAUCUUGCAUCCUCAGUAUUCCGUGUUCAAUCCUACUGAACAUGAUAUUGCUUUGAUUAAGCUGAAGAAGAACGGCCAACGUUGUGCUGUCAAGUCCCAGUUUGUUCAGCCCAUCUGCCUGCCAGAAAGUAACACUGUUUUCCCUGACCAGUUGAAAUGUCAGAUUUCUGGAUGGGGACACAAGCAUGAGAAUAUAUCUGGUUAUUCAGAUGUCCUGCAAGAAACACUGGUUCCACUUAUUUCGGAGGAGAAGUGCAGAAGUCCUGAAAUUUAUGGAACAGAACUCACAGAAAAUAUGUUCUGUGCUGGCUACUUUGAUAGCAAAUCUGAUGCUUGUCAGGGAGAUUCUGGAGGACCUCUGGCUUGUGAGGAAAAUGACAUCUCUUACCUCUAUGGAAUUAUCAGCUGGGGAGAUGGCUGUGGCAGAGUCAACAAACCUGGAGUAUACACAAGAGUGACAAACUAUGUCCAGUGGAUUAAUGAGAAAAUAGGCUCCCGAAAAACAAGCUGAAUAGUUAAAUACACUAACAUUUGAAGCAGGGUUCUGGAGUCUUCUGGUUUUAUUGAAAUGGCAUAUAUAUUUUAUUAUAAGCUGGUAUGAAAACUCUCGUGGUAAUUCUUAGCAGUUCCAAGCCAGGCCACCAAAAGCAGCCUGCUCCAUCUGAUGUCAGCUGCCUUGAUCUAUCAUUCAAGAACUGUGGAUUGCUCAAUGCACCUGACUGCCUUUAUUUGUCUUAAAAAAAUCUCAAACAUAUUGACACAGUGCACAAAAAUCUGCAACUCUCUGUCAGCUUGGUGGAUUAUCUAAAAAGGGAUUUGAUGUGUUCUGCAGUUUCUGGUGGAGCUGUCAUCCCCCAAACCAUCCUGCAACAAUAUUGUCCUUGUAUUCUCAGUUGAAAUGAAAAAAUAAACACGAGAAUCAAAAAUGAAAUUCCCUCUCCCUGAGAAAUGAUCGUUUGAAGCUCAGGGCAAGAGACAGCAAGAGAACAAUGUAGGUAAAGCUGCUCCUCAGCUAACUGCAACAACAAGUCUGGGGAAAGAAACCAGAGGGUUUAGGUUUUAUUUCAACCAAACACGUAAGCAUAUUUUUAUAUAAACAUAUUUCUGUGUUCCACUGACGUAAAAUCAGGAACGUGCCUCAGAGCUCUGCUGAAUCUGGUGUGCAAUUUCCCAGCAAGGUUAAUGCAACACCUCCUGAGAGCUCAGUCUUCCUUAAAAAUGUUGUUAUCUGGAGCAGCUGAUUUAGGUUGAUACAGCCAGGACCUUCUGCAGACUGUGAUCUGCUCCUUGCCCUGAGGAUAGCAAUGGAAACACUUCACCUUGCUGAUAAAUCCCUCAAUGUUUCUUUAAUUUGACAGUGUUUUGAAGAUGUCUUAGGUUUUGUACUAACAAGUUGUUCAACUAUUUAGAUAAUUCAGAAAGGAGGUUUCUUGUAACAGAUUUUUCAACUGGAUAGCUGGGGUGCAGCUUGACAUUUUCCUUAGGGAUUUGGUGACAUCAUAAACCACAGCCUUUACUGUCAUGGCCUAUGGAAUUAUUAUGGGACCAACCAAAGCAAUUAUUACAAUAAUUGCAGAUGUUUAGAGGCAGUGGAAUCAGUUGUAUGAGCAAAAACAGGCAGAAAAUUAUUCAACAGAAAAAGUCUGAGAAAGAAUGGAAAAUUCUUUUUUUUUUCCUUUAGCCAUGUCAGAUGUGUAUAUUUAGGUGUUGAUGUGAAAAGUAUUUUUCCCCUGGCAGUGAACAUUUAUGAACUCUCUUAAGUUUUUCAAGCAAAGUUGUUUUUUAAAGUAAUAGAAUUUUAAAGUGGUGCCUAGAUAUUCAGAUAUGUUUUUUGUUUGUAGUUUCCUCAUGGGUUUCUUAGUAGAGGUGAAUGUUAUUUACAGUAAAAAGAGAUUUUUAAAGGAAAAAUAACCAAAACCUACAUCUGUAAGUAAAAAUAUACAACAAUGCUAAUCUAGAUAAAUGAUGUAAACUGUUUAAUAAAAACAUUUACCCUCUGUUUCUUGAA